Molecule: messenger RNA, 1474 nt
Organism: Cicer arietinum (chickpea)
Lineage: Eukaryota; Viridiplantae; Streptophyta; Magnoliopsida; Fabales; Fabaceae
Source: RefSeq, a predicted model, not a curated record
UAGUUCGUCUCGGGGGACAGGUGGUUUCAUUUCACGUGGUUUCGUGCUUGUUUGUGGCAUUUGAAACGCUGAUAUCCAUGGGGCUCACACGCGCGACUAUUUCUCACACACGUGCGAUCAAUCCCUCUUAAAUCUUGCAAGCAGUUUCUUUCUUCUACUCUGUCACCGCUCAUCACAGCACGAUUUGCUCCACCGAAAACAGUUGAUUUUUAUAUCAAACCGGUUAUCAAUCACCGCAAAACUCUACCCAAAAAAUUGAAAUUAUUUCCGAUGUCGAUAAAAACUGUUAAAGUCGGUAACGUUUCUUUGGGAGCAACUGACCGGGACAUUAAGGAGUUCUUUUCUUUUUCUGGCGACAUUGAAUAUGUUGAACUACGGAGUCAUGAUGAACGAUCUCAAAUUGCUUAUGUUACCUUCAAGGAUUCACAGGGAGCUGAGACUGCUGUAUUGCUAUCGGGAGCAACAAUAGUAGACCUGUCAGUUACAAUAACACUGGAUCCAGAUUAUCAGCUUCCACCCGAUGCCUUGGGGUCAUCUGAAAAUGAAAGUAAAACUCCUGGUGGUGCUGAAUCUGCUUUGCGAAAGGCAGAGGAUGUAGUCUCCAGCAUGGUAGCCAAAGGGUUUAUCUUAGGGAAAGAUGCUGUCAACAAAGCAAAGACUUUUGAUGAGAAGCUCCAGUUAUCAUCGACAGCCUCAGCAACAGUUGCAUCUUUUGAUCAAAAACUUGGGCUUAGCGAGAAAAUAGGUGCUGGUGCUUCAGUUGUGAGUGAUAAAGUUCGAGAAGUGGAUCAAAAGUUUCUGGUUUCAGAAAAGACAAAAUCAGCAUUUGCAGCUGCAGAACAGACAGUCAGUACUGCUGGCUCUGCCAUAAUGAAGAAUCGCUACAUUCUUACUGGGGCCACCUGGGUAACGGGUGCUUUUAGUAGGGUUUCUAAGGCAGCUGUGGAAGUAGGUCAGAAAACAAGAGAGAAGAUGGAGAACGCAGAACAACAAGAGAAACAACAUGUUGAAGUUUCUGAGCCCCCAAAAGCAGCAGCAGCAGGAGCAUCAAGUGAGCAGCAUUCGCCCAAGCCUGCUCCUGCUAAGGGUUUGAUCCUUUGAAUAUAUAUUUUCGUUGAAACUACUGCAGACUGUUUUCAGACCAUCACAGAUUUGUUUUUUACAGAUUGGAUGUGAAUGUAGGAUAGAUUUGACCAGUUUUACUUGGAUAAAUUUGCAAUUUUAUUUUAUUUUGUAAGAUAAACUUGAUUUCGUAGGUAUUAAAAUUUAAAAAUAUAUGUUUCUCCUAUUUUCUUUGGUAGUAGUAAUUACCAGAUAAUAGUAUAACUAAUAAUCAAGGUGUUAGUUCACUUUUGUCAUAGGGGUGUAGCCGUGUAGGUAUAUGGUAGUUACUGCAUGUAUGUAUAGCUUAUAUGUAUUUAAGCAUACACAAUGCUUCUACGUGGAAUCAAUAAACUCUUUCGCUAUUCAUUAA